Messenger RNA from Cariama cristata (Red-legged seriema), 1580 nucleotides. Its product is annotated as rho GTPase-activating protein 6-like. The record is from RefSeq and is a predicted model, not a curated record. NCBI's taxonomy places the organism in Eukaryota, Metazoa, Chordata, Aves, Cariamiformes, Cariamidae. The transcript has 12 exons. Gene Ontology annotation, biological process: signal transduction. The annotation marks the transcript as partial.
CACUGAUAUCACAAGUGGAAGCCCUGAAAGAAGAAAACGACAGUCUGCGCUGGCAGCUGGAUGCCUACCGCAAUGAGGUGGAACUGCUAAAGCAGGAGCAGGGCAAAGCGAGCAGGGAUGAAGACACAACCAAGGAGCAGCAGAUGAAGCUUCUCCAGCAGGCUCUGCAGGGGAUGCAGAAGGAGAAAGCCGUUCUGCAGAUGGGCUCCCUGGACAGUGACGAUGCAAGCGAGAUGCCGCUGCAGGUGCCAAACCCUCUCUAUCUCCAGAGAGAACUCUGGGCAUGGGUGCCUGCAGGAGCAGCUGCUGGACCUAAAGGCAGCAAAUCUAUCCGCCAGAAGCUGGAGAGCUUUUCAAAGGAGAAGAAAGACUGCUCUCCCCAGACUUUUCAAGUCAUCGCCAAUGACCGUGCCUACAAGCAGCUGCAGGAAGCAGUGAAGAAGAGCCGCCGGCUCUGCCUGGAGGUGGAAGCUACGGUGACGAGAUUUCGGGCUCAGAGGCAGAAGAGGUCCCCGAUGGGCAGGAGCUGUGACCUGGUACCCUAUGGGGUCUUCCCGGAGGAGCCGCUUUCCCCAACUUUUCUCAACAACAGCUCCUGGAGCCAGCGAAGGGGGGCGAUGUCCGUGGACUCCAUCACCGACCUGAGUGACAACACUUCCAAGCUGCUGGAGGCACUGCAGUUGUCACACCCCCAUGAGCUGGAUCCACGGAGAAGCCUGGGCAAGAAAAAGAUGUUGAGCCUCAACCCCAUCACCUGGCAGGUCCCACGGAUCGUGGACAGAUGUUGUGAACACAUUGAAGCGCACGGUCUCCAAACGGUGGGCAUCUUCCGGGUUGGGAGCUCAACAGCAGGUAAAGUGAGACGUUUACCGGAAGAGUUUGACCGAGGACUGGAUGUUUUCUUGGAUGAGCAUCAAAGUGUUCAUGAUGUGGCUGCUCUGCUCAAAGAGUUCCUUCGGGACAUGCCAGAUUCGCUGAUUCCCAGAGAGCUCUAUGCAGCCUUCCUCAGCACAGCCUCCAUGGAGGGUCCGGCACAGCUGGCUGCCCUCCAGCUGCUGCUCUUCAUGCUGCCGCCCUGCCACAGCGACACCGACACGCUGCACCGGCUCCUGCGGUUCCUCAGCGAGGUGGCCCGGCACGCCGAGAGCUCCUGGGGCCCCGACGGCCGGGAGAUUCCUGGGAAUAAAAUGACAGUUUCAAACUUGGCCACAAUCUUUGGUCCCAACAUCCUGCAGAAAGAGAAGCCUGGAGAGAAAGACACUGGUGCCAUGAACUUUGAAGACAGCGCUGCCAUCAUCCUGGUGGUCCAGAGGUUGAUUGAGCACUACCAGACCUUGUUCACGGUCUCUCCAGAAAUGCAACGUGACGUCCUGAGGAGGCUCUUUCAGACAGACCCUGAUGUCAUCGACUACCUUUUGCGCAGGAAGCUCCGUGCCGUGCCGAGCAGAGAGAGUGAGGAGUCAAGAGAGGAGCACGCUCCGUCCCCGCUGCCUGCUCGGACCUGCACCCUGGAGAGCAGCUCGGUCUCGUCACAGCUGUACAGCAACGUCUCGUUCCUAAACCUAGAUGUUGGCAUCUAG